GUGGAAAGAGUCAGUGCUGCGCGGGCCUUCGUGGCGCGAGGACGUUCGCCGUACGGGGACGUGUACGUACGUUUACGUAGGUGUCCCCCUGCGUGCGUGCGUGCGUAUGUGUGUGCAUGCGUGUGUACGUACAUGCGUACGUAAGUGCGAAUAAAAAAAUAUAUCACGCGAACUAUAUGAUCGAACAAUUUUUUCCACUCUCUAUGUCGGACUAUCUUGAUGAUGCGCGCGCGUUAUUGUUUGCGAUUUGAAUAAAUAAAAAAAAAAAAAAAAAAAAAGAAAAAAAAAGGACAAGUAGAAAGAAGUAAAUAGAAAAAAAAAGCAAAAAAAGAAAAGAAAAAGAGAAAAGAAAAGAAAAAAAAAAAGGAAAGAGUCGGAUAGAAAUCGUAAAAAAGAAGAAGUUCAAUCGUCGCCUCGAAGAGGACACUCGCAUCCAAGGCGAGGAAAAAGAAUAAGAACUAGAGAGCGUCGGACGUUGACCGAUGACGAGUAGAAAUUUGUUGCUAAAGUGAUAGGGGAAAAAAAAAAAAGAAAAGAAAAGAAGAAUCCAGAAAAAAAACAUCCAAACUGGAGGGAUCAAAAGAGAUUGUGUAAAAGAUGCGGUUCCUCGUGGAGAGCCGCUCGACAACCGAUCGGAAAGGUAUUGUCAAGGAUGAUUCGUUGGAUAGGAAUGUUGGCUCUGGCCAGAUCGUGGAAAACAAUAUCAUCAUUAUUAUCAGCAGCAACAAUAGCAGCAACAAUUUCAUCAACAUCGUCGUUGGCAACAACGGAGGAAGAUCUAUCGGGAAAAUUAUUAUCAACGAUAUCGAUAACGUUAGCUUUAAAGACGAUCGUAUCAUUAUCGAAGGUAACAAAACGUUUGACAGGCUCGACGGGAUUAUUAAAAAAAUUCGUGAAUACGACGGAAUCAUCGAACAUAACGAGAAUAAUAUCGAGGAAAUUGAUUACGAGGAUUUAUUGGACAUUGCGAUCAAGGAGAUCCGCGAUUUCUUGGAAUGUACGUCAUCUAUCCGCUCGACGAGCUUCUUCGAUUAUAUGAGAAUCCUUUUCGCGAGUCCUUCGAGCCAUUGACAUUGAACAUUAACGGGACUAAUUCUGUUUCGUCGAGUUCGAGUGUUUGUCACGAGCGAAAUCAUAAUUAUCGUCGUUCGGGUUGCGUCAAAUCUGUCGUAGUUGAUAAAAUUGAUGAAUACGACGAUCGAACGAGAAUAGAAGAAGUUAAUUUGAUUAGUGUACGUAAAAAGGAUAAUAAUAAUAAUAAUAAUCAUAAUAAUAAUAAUAAUAAUAAAAAUAAUAAUAGUAGUAAUAAUAAUAAUAAUAAGAAUAAUAAUAAUAAUAAUAAUAAUAAUAAAAAGAAAAUCAAGAAGAUUAAGCAACAAGGUGGUAAAUCCAAAAAAAGGGAGCAGCAAUCACGUUACGAUAACGAUAACGAUAACGUCUCUCGUGAUAAGGCGAGGCAGGUGCCUCGAAAAAAAGACCAGAAUAUGCAAAACAAUCGGAAUAACGCUGGCGACGAUACUUCCGCCGCUGCGGCCGCCAUCGCAGCCGCCGCAGCCGCCAUUGCUGCUAACAAUCCUUUGAAGGAUCUAACACAACCGAAUCUAAAUGAUUCCCUUAAACAGCAUAAUGUCAACGCUCUCAAACUCGUCCAAACCGUCGCUGAAUUCGCUCAAGAAUUUGGAGAAGCCAUGGAGAAUCAUUCGGCUAACAUACGCAGAUUGGUCGACGAGUUUCGAAGCCGAUCCGGUGAGCCACGGCUCGAUUCUAGCGGUAUGCGACGCGUUUGGGAAAAUCUAUUGAGACAAGUCGAGGCUGAUGCUGUCUCGCAUCUUGAUUUUGCCGCGGUAUUGCAACAACAACUCUCAAGGCCAACCAUAGAGGCGAGCUUUCAUAGAAAGUUUCAAUCACGUAAGGUUUUCUCGUAUCGCGAGGGUUACGAACAAGAGAUUGCGAAGUCCGAAGAGAAAUUGCAACGUGCCAGAGCUGAUUAUAAACGUUCUUAUGUGUCCUUAUUAACGACCGAAGGUGGAAACGAAACGGAAUUGAAGCGUCAAUACCUCGAAGCUCACAAUGCUUACGUUCUUCAAUUGAGAGCUACCAAUGCUAUAACCGAAUGUUAUCAGAGCCAUUGUUUGCCUGGUUUACUCGGUGAAAUAGCCGAGGUCUACGAGGAACUUUGCGGAUUGGCUUGCAAAUGCGUCGCUGGUAUAUCGGAAGCAGCAUACGAACGUACCAGUGAACAAGCAAAACGUUAUCAAAAUGUUGGAAAGGAUGCUCAAACCGUUCUACCGAUUAACGAUUUACAGACCCUGGCACGCAAUUUGUCGGCCAAUGCAACGCCACGUAAACCAGUACGACGUUUGUUCGUUGCACUUUCACGACCAGAACAAGUACCAGUCGAAAAGGCUACGCAAAUACCACAGCUGAGAGAUGAAUUGGUACCUACCGGUAUCAGUACUGUGCCACUUAUGGAAGAACUUAAAAGGGAACACGAUAGUUUGACACAAAAAAUAGGAAGACUACAAGACGCCUUGGACACAUUGAUUCGAAUGCAACGCAAAAGUGCCGAAGGUAAUCUUUAUACGAAGGUGGCCGAAUUACAAGAAAAUAUUUCCAUGAAACGUUUUGAGCUAGGCGUCGCACAGUUGGAUCUUGCUGCGGUACAGGCACAGAAGGAACUCUUUGGAGGGGGAGAAGCUGGUCAACCCGAUGGAAUGAGCAGCAGAAAAAUGUCUAAUGGUUCGACCGGAAGUACCAAGCACAAAUGGUUGAAAGCAUUCAAAAGUUUGAAAACAAGCUCGCCGACAACGUCACCGCCUACCGACAAAGGAAAACAGGCGAUGUAUCAUGCAGUAUCAACUGUAGUAGCUUUAUCCAGGAAAAAUAAUGAAAUCGAGGACGGUCACGUUUGGCGAGAGUAUACCUAUCGAAAGAUAACACCUUGCGAUGCUUGCGGCCAAGUACUACGUGGUCAUAGUCGUCAAGGUCUAAGAUGUCGUGGUUGCAAGGUCAACGCUCAUUCCGAUUGUAUCAAUCAGAUACAACCGGUUAAGUGUCCAAGUUUGGCACCGAAAAAAAGUGGCGGCAUACCCCUCUUGCGUCGUCAAAAAACUCAAGCGCCAGUCGACGAUACACCACCGGCUGAUCACAACGUGGACAGCAUAUACCAGGUGCUGAAGCAGGCAGGCGAGAUACGUGGAAACUCGACAAACUCACCACCUACGCCUCCCACAGCAGAUCAUCCUCCCUCCGGUGCAGCACCUUCUUCGGCGAGGGCCUCCUCCCACCCUUGUUCCUCGUCCACCUCUGCACCGCAUAGCCCGCAACGUAGACGCGAACGAUUGAAUCUGAGAAUGAAGAGUCUCAGUUUGGAUUCACCGGAAGGAACGGCUCAUGUACGUCAUCGUCCAAGAGAUUACUAUGCCUCCGGUCAAAGAGAAUCGACACCACCAAGGCACUCAGACAGUGGCAGUAUCAAUAGAUUAUACAGAGAUUUACCGAUCUUCGCAGCUCCAUGCAGUCCAGGACAAGGUCACACUAUGCAUAAGCACAUUAGGAGCGCCCUAAGAACGUCCAGCGUCGAAUUACCAGACGAGAAUGACAAAUGUUAUUCAUCGGCAAGUACAUCACCGUGUCCCUCGCCACAUCCCAACAAUCAAAAUCACAUGAAUCCGUCUGGGAAACGAGUACUUCCUCCGAACAAUCUCUACGUUGUUCUUUACAAUUUCGAGGCACGUCAUCGCGACGAACUUGAUUUGAAGCCCGGUUAUAAGGUCACGGUCAUCGAUAAAUCCGAGAAGGAUUGGUGGAAGGGUAAAUGUCUCGGCGGUCGUGCAGGAUACUUUCCUAGUGCUUACGUGAUGCGCGUCGAAUCCGGCCAAAGGACUCUACAGGUCACUCGUAAUCUGCAAUUGACGGAUCAGAUCACUUUGCUUAGGGAUCAGAUUGUCAUACAAGUUGGCGAAGAAGUGGACGGGGUGGCUAUGGUUAGAUUCGCGGCGGACGUAAGAUCGGCCGAACAUAUCGGUAAGGAGGGUGACGUGUUAUACAACGAAACCCUCUGUCCUUUGAUGUAUCUACAAGAGGUGUGA
This is a messenger RNA of Vespa crabro (European hornet), 4091 nucleotides long. RefSeq lists its product as uncharacterized. Gene Ontology annotation, cellular component: extrinsic component of cytoplasmic side of plasma membrane. Gene Ontology annotation, molecular function: protein binding. NCBI's taxonomy places the organism in Eukaryota, Metazoa, Arthropoda, Insecta, Hymenoptera, Vespidae. The transcript has 15 exons. The record is from RefSeq and is a predicted model, not a curated record. Gene Ontology annotation, biological process: positive regulation of voltage-gated calcium channel activity; skeletal muscle contraction; positive regulation of protein localization to plasma membrane. Bases 996 to 4091 code for a protein of 1031 amino acids.